AUGUCCGGAAGAAGGGGGCUUGGGCCGCUUGAAGGGAGCCGGAGAAGCGAAGCAGAGGCGCAGAGAGGACCCCUCGUGGUGGAUCCAGUGCACUUGGUCUCUUGGGGCGGCGGCUUGAUGCCACCGGUGAGCUCGCUGGAGCCGAGGAUCCGCGAGAAGGCCCUGUACAGCUUCUACCUCCCAAAGCUUGCGGAAGACGGCCACUCCGACGAGGUCUUGAACCGCUGUGUAGCAAGGGCCACAGGGGCCACAGGGAAAGGCCUUCCAGGCUCUCGGAGUGCCAGCGUGGGCGCCUUGGGUGCCAAAGGACAUGCCAUGCCUCCAGCACAGGCCAGCAGCCACAGCUGCUCGUGGAUGCAGCACAGUCACAGCCUCGCACACGGCCGGAGUGAGAGCCAGAGCCUCGGCCUCGGCCUCGGAGGGCCCCGAAGCCGCACGGCGUCCAGCCUGCUGGGCCCGGGCCCGGGCCCGGGCCCGGCGUCCCGCAGCGGCGCUCGCAAAGAGGCGCGGGAUGAGAGGCGCCGCUCGUCGCCGCCAGGCCCGCUGGGCUACCUGGCCGGCCCCGAGAGCCAAUGGGGCCCUCUCGCACGAAUGUUCCAAAAGAGAUCUUCCGUUUGA
Symbiodinium sp. CCMP2456 is the source of this 618-nucleotide messenger RNA. The record is from the annotation of a GenBank genome assembly. Lineage: Eukaryota; Dinophyceae; Suessiales; Symbiodiniaceae.